This is a messenger RNA of Dendrobium catenatum, 304 nucleotides long. Its product is annotated as transcription factor ILI6-like. The coding region runs from base 1 to 291 and encodes 96 amino acids. The transcript has 2 exons. NCBI's taxonomy places the organism in Eukaryota, Viridiplantae, Streptophyta, Magnoliopsida, Asparagales, Orchidaceae. Gene Ontology annotation, molecular function: protein dimerization activity. The record is from RefSeq and is a predicted model, not a curated record. Gene Ontology annotation, biological process: regulation of DNA-templated transcription; regulation of growth.
AUGUCGAGCCGCCGAUCAAGGUCAUCAAGGCAGGCAGCCAGCUCUUCGCGCAUCACUGAACAGCAGGUCCGGGAACUCGUCUCCAAGCUUCAGACUCUUCUCCCUCGUCAACAACCACUGAACAACGAUAAUGACACGGCAUCGACAUCAAGAGUAUUAAGGGAGGCGUGCAAUUACAUAAGGAGCUUGCACAAGGAAGUCGACAAUCUCAGCGAGAGGCUUUCUGAGCUGCUACAGAACACCGAUAACGACACUGAUCUGGAAGCCGUCCUUAGGCGCAUGCUCAUGUGAUCGUAUUACAUAU